Hyla sarda is the source of this 2055-nucleotide messenger RNA. RefSeq names its product chaperonin containing TCP1 subunit 7 (gene CCT7). Gene Ontology annotation, cellular component: chaperonin-containing T-complex. Gene Ontology annotation, biological process: protein folding. The record is from RefSeq and is a predicted model, not a curated record. Bases 135 to 1763 code for a protein of 542 amino acids. Gene Ontology annotation, molecular function: ATP-dependent protein folding chaperone; ATP hydrolysis activity; ATP binding. The transcript has 12 exons. NCBI's taxonomy places the organism in Eukaryota, Metazoa, Chordata, Amphibia, Anura, Hylidae.
UCAGCGGGCUCCCCUGUCAUUGUCCAUGGUAAUAAGGUAGCCACGCCCAGCGGCGGUUGGAAGGUUCCGGAAGGUUCUUCGCGGGGCAUUGUGGGAUCAGUGGCGCCGGCUCGGAUCCUGAGACAUCAGACAAGAUGAUGCCCACACCUGUGAUCCUCCUGAAGGAAGGCACCGACUCGUCUCAGGGCGUCCCACAGCUGAUCAGUAACAUCAAUGCGUGUCAGGUGAUCGCUGAGGCCGUGCGCACCACCCUGGGCCCCCGGGGCUUGGACAAGCUCAUUGUGGAUGACAGAGGUAAAUCCACAAUUUCCAAUGACGGGGCCACAAUCCUGAAGCUCCUGGAUGUCGUCCACCCUGCAGCCAAGACCCUGGUGGACAUUGCCAAGUCUCAGGAUGCUGAGGUCGGAGACGGCACCACCUCUGUGACGCUGCUCGCCGCUGAGUUCUUGAAGCAGUUGAAGCCGUACGUGGAGGAGGGGCUGCACCCCCAGGUUAUCAUCAGGGCCUUCCGCACCGCCACUCAGCUGGCUGUCAAUAAAACCAAAGAACUGUCGGUGUCUGUGAAGAAAGAAAACAAGGAAGAGCAGCGCCCCCUUCUGGAGAAAUGCGCUGCCACUGCCCUCAACUCCAAGCUGAUCGCUGGGCAGAAAGACUUUUUCGCCAAGAUGGUGGUGGACGCAGUGUUCCUGUUGGAUGACCUGCUGCAGCUCAAGAUGAUCGGUAUCAAGAAGGUCCAGGGAGGUGCUCUAGAGGAUUCUCACCUGGUGGCCGGAGUUGCCUUCAAGAAGACCUUCUCCUACGCCGGCUUUGAGAUGCAGCCCAAGAAAUACGAGUCGCCCAAGAUCGCGCUGCUGAACGUGGAGCUGGAGCUGAAGGCGGAGAAGGACAAUGCUGAAGUCAGGGUCAAUAAUGUGGAGGAAUACCAGGCCAUCGUGGACGCAGAGUGGAACAUCCUGUACGACAAGCUGGAGAAGAUCGCCAAGUCUGGGGCCAAGGUCGUCCUCUCCAAGCUGCCCAUCGGGGACGUGGCCACCCAGUACUUUGCUGACCGUGAUCUGUUCUGUGCAGGCAGGGUGCCCGAGGAGGACCUCAAGAGAACCAUGAUGGCCUGUGGUGGCUCCAUCCAAACCAGUGUGAACGCCAUGAAGGACGAGGUGCUGGGACAGUGCGCCCUGUUCGAGGAGGUCCAGGUUGGUGGAGAAAGAUAUAACUUCUUCACUGGUUGCCCGAAGGCCAAGACGUGCACCAUCAUCCUGCGAGGAGGAGCCGAGCAGUUCAUGGAGGAAACUGAACGAUCUCUACAUGACGCCAUCAUGAUCGUCCGCAGAGCCAUCAAGAAUGACUCUGUGGUGGCUGGAGGGGGCGCUAUUGAGAUGGAACUGUCCAAGUACCUGAGGGACUACUCCAGGACCAUUCCUGGUAAGCAGCAGCUCCUCAUCGGGGCUUAUGCCAAGGCCCUGGAGAUCAUCCCCCGCCAGCUCUGUGAUAACGCUGGAUUCGAUGCCACCAACAUCCUGAACAAGCUGAGAGCCAAGCAUGCCCAGGGCGGCGUGUGGUACGGCGUGGACGUGAACAACGAAGACAUCGCCGAUAACUUUGAAGCCUUCGUGUGGGAGCCGUCCAUCGUGAGGAUCAACGCUCUGACUGCAGCCUCAGAAGCCGCCUGCCUCAUCUUCUCCGUAGAUGAGACCAUCAAGAACCCCCGCUCCACGGCAGAGGGACCCCCAGGUGGUCGGGGCAGAGGGAGACCGCACCAGCAUUAACCUCCUCCAGUCACUGGGGGGUGUGACCUGCAGAGGAUGGGGGUGGGGGGGAUUACGCCAUGACGGUAGUGGUCCGGUCAGGGUGAGAAUGGUUCCUAGGGCUGAGCCUGUUGUCAGUUAUUUUGGAGGGGGUCAGGGUUGUGCUCCUCCCCUGACUGGAUGGGAUUCUCACUCUCAUCAUCCGCUCACGUUGCUCGGGGGAUUUCUGUCCCUAUGUUUUUUUGUUACUGUAUUUAUUUUCUCUGAACAAAAGCGACUCAAUAAUAAAUGCACUUCACUGAGUAACCGAGCA